AUGGUGGAAGUCGACGAGCACUUCGCCGCCAGGCUCCGGCGGCAGGGCUGGAUUCAUUACGGGCUGGGCAUCGUUUUCAUCCUCCUCAGAAUGUACGGGAGAGCAAAGAGGUUGGGAGGAGUGACCAACUACCAGACCGACGACUAUCUCCAGAUCCUCGCCGCUAUCCUCUUCACACUCCUCGUCGUGUCCCUUAACCUCAUCACCGACAACGGCGGCUCGAACCUCUACCCGCCCGACCAGCUCGCGUCCUUCACGCCGUCCGACGUCGCCGCCCGCGUCGCCGGCUCCAAGCUCGUCCUCGUCUCGGAGCAGGCCAUGCUGAACCUCAUCUACGUCCUCAAGGCGUGCGUGCUACUCCUCUACACGCGCCUCACGCUCGGCCUCACGGCGCAGCUCUUCGUCCGCGGGCUCGCCGUCUACGUCGCCGUCGGCUGGGUCGCCACCCAGGUCACAAUGUUCGCCGCCUGCCGGCCCUUCAGCGGCUACUGGGCGGUGCCGCCGCCCGACCCGCAGUGCGCGACGUACGAGAGCUACGCCAUCGUGCAGGCGUGCUUCAACAUCUCGUCCGACGUGCUCAUGCUGCUCGUGCCGCUGCCGCUCGUGCUGCGCAUGGAGGUCCCCUGGCGCCAGAAGGCGGUGCUCGUCUUCGUCUUCUCCCUCGGCAUCUGCGUCGUCGUCGCCGCGCUGCUGACCAAGAUCUUCAACCUGAAGGACCCCUACAGCCCCGUGUACAUGCUGUGGUACAUCCGCGAGGCGGGCGUCGCCGUCUUCGUGUCGAACCUGCCGCUCAUGUGGCCGCUGCUGCGGGAGUGGUUUCCGUGCCUGCGCGGCGCGAAGGCGACGAACGUGCAGCCGGCGACGACGACGCAGAACAUCGGGCGGACCACCAAGACGGUGAACGGGUCGUCGGGCGUCAUGACGCAGAGCUUCGGCGGCUGGCAGCCGCCGCCGCAUGGGACGAUGGCGACGACGACGACGACGACACCGGCGACGGCGAGGAGAGAUACGUUUGAGGAGUUUGGGUCCUGGCUGAACGCGGACGACCUCGAGCUGCAGAAGUCGUCGCAAGCGCUGGGGUCGGGAUCGAGCCAGCGGCAUAUGCUGGAGUGGGACGAGGAAGACAUCGAGAGCUCGCCGCCCGGUACGGAGAGGAGGAGCCGGAAGAGGAGGUCGUCGCUUCCGGGGGCCCUCGUGCCGGGCCAGGCCGGCGGAGAACAGGCGAGUCCGCGGCGGCAGACGAUGGAGCUGGAUGUCGAACGGGGGCUAUACAGCUGUUACGGGCCGGGACAAGACCUGUCGCCUCUGAAAACGAUGGACUUUGGCCGGAUGAAAUAG
This is a messenger RNA of Colletotrichum higginsianum IMI 349063, 1338 nucleotides long. Its product is annotated as Ubid family decarboxylase. Lineage: Eukaryota; Fungi; Ascomycota; Sordariomycetes; Glomerellales; Glomerellaceae. The transcript is spliced from 3 exons. Bases 1 to 1338 code for a protein of 445 amino acids. The record is from RefSeq and is a predicted model, not a curated record.